CCACGCUUUGGACGCUACUGAGUGCGCCAAACUACUCGUGUCGUGUACCCUCCUCCAUCUUCUUCCCCUUGCUCUACGGCACUUGCACACGAGUGAGUCCAGGCCUCCAGGGGCCAUGGCGGCGUCGGGGCUCAAGGUCCCCGAGAUGGCGCUGAGGGUCUGCGUCGUGCCGCUCGCGUUGGCCUCCCUCUGGGAGAUGGCCACCAACGCGCAGGCCGACGACACCUACGGGGAGGUCAAGUUCUCCGACCUCUCCGGAUUCAGCUAUUUGGUGGGCGUCAACGCCGUCACCGCUGCGUACGCGCUAGUCUCCAUCUUGCUGUCGUCCUUGAAGCCCCUCGCGCGCUACGACUGGGUGAUUCUCGUCAUGGAUCAGGCGUCGGCGUACCUGCUGGUGACGUCGGCGUCGGCGGCGGCGGAGCUGCUGCAGCUGGCGCGGCGCGGCGACCGGGAGGUGUCGUGGGGCGAGGUGUGCUCCUACUUCGGCCGCUUCUGCGGCAAGGCCACGGUGUCGCUGGCGCUGCACGCCGCCGCGCUCGCCUGCUUCGUCGCGCUCGCCCUCGUCUCCGCCUUCAGGGUCUUGAGCACCACAGGCAGCAGCUGCCAUCCCCCCAAGCACGCACAGGCACAGGAACAUGAGCAAGGGAGGUACAACUGAAUGCAGCAGCAGUGACAGUGUCAGUGAGCGGGCGUUUGCUCGUGCACAGUGUUUGUGUUCUUACCACUACUACUACUACUACCAAGGGCAUCGCAUCGCAUCGAGCGAUCUUUGCACAGGCCAAUAAGCUAGCAAUGCAUUGUGCCAUGUCAUUUGUGUGUGUGUAUACAGGUUUCUCCGCGAACGUUUCUUUGUUGCAAAAUCGUUACCGGCUCUGUCAGUGA
Molecule: messenger RNA, 882 nt
Organism: Sorghum bicolor (sorghum)
Lineage: Eukaryota; Viridiplantae; Streptophyta; Magnoliopsida; Poales; Poaceae
Product: CASP-like protein 2D1
Exons: 3
Coding region: 116-658 (180 amino acids)
Source: RefSeq, a predicted model, not a curated record